UAAUUAUUUUUUUUUAUUUCAAAAUUAAUCGGAAGGUUCCGUGCGCAUAGGAGACCAUAUGCACGCGUCACCUCCAAACGUAUUCUAGGUUAGAAUUUCAAAAUCGGCAAAAUUCCACAAAUAAAGCCGAACAAUGGCAUCGUCAGGUGACAAAUCAAAAAAUCAGAGCGGUGACCAAAAAGAGAAGAAACGUAAAGAGUCGAUUCUAGACCUCUCUAAAUACCUUGAAAAGACAAUUAGGGUGAAAUUUGCGGGCGGCCGAGAAGCUAGUGGUAUUUUAAAAGGCUAUGACCCCCUUUUGAACCUCGUCUUAGACAACACAAUCGAAUACUUGAGAGAUCCAGACGACCCUUAUAAAUUAACAGAAGACACGAGGGCCUUGGGUUUGGUGGUCUGUAGGGGCACAAGUGUCGUGCUCAUAUGCCCCAUGGACGGCAUGGAGUCCAUACAGAACCCCUUUAUAUCCCAAGACUAAGUUUUGUACCAUAAAAAUACCUCUAAUUUGUAAGACGUUUUUUUGAAUAAAACCGGUAAAAAAUUAAUAAAA
This is a messenger RNA of Tribolium castaneum (red flour beetle), 547 nucleotides long. It is a transcript of the gene LSm7, whose product is annotated as Like Sm 7. The record is from RefSeq and is a predicted model, not a curated record. The transcript has 2 exons. The coding region runs from base 134 to 475 and encodes 113 amino acids. Gene Ontology annotation, cellular component: spliceosomal tri-snRNP complex; catalytic step 2 spliceosome; U6 snRNP. Gene Ontology annotation, molecular function: RNA binding. Gene Ontology annotation, biological process: nuclear-transcribed mRNA catabolic process; mRNA splicing, via spliceosome. Lineage: Eukaryota; Metazoa; Arthropoda; Insecta; Coleoptera; Tenebrionidae.